CGCUGCGGUGGCGGCAGCGGCAGCGGCGGCGGCGGCGGCGGCAGCGGCGGCUGCCGGGGCCGUCGCGGGCUGGGUCUGUUGGGCUGGCGGCUAAGGCUGGUGGCCAUGGAGUGGGGCUCUGAGCCGGCUGCUGUGAGGCGGCAUCGCGUCGGAGCCGAGCGUCGGGAAGGACUGGAGGCUCCGUCGCAAUCGGAGAGGGAGGCCUCGGCUCAGGAGCCCUUGGUAGACGCGGCCAGAGGCCCGAGGACGCGGAAGAGGAGCCCGGGGGGUAGCGGCGGCGCUAGCCGGGGCGCGUGGACUGGGCUGUGCGAGGCACGCGCAGUGGUGGCAAUCGCUGUCUACCUGCUCGCUCUCCGGUUUCUGGUACAGCUCUCGCUGCAGCAGCUCGUGCUGCGAGGGACCUCUGGGCACCCCGGCGAGUUCGACGCGCGCCAUGCCAGGGAUUAUCUUGAACAUAUAACAUCCAUUGGCCCCAGGACUACAGGAAGUCCAGAAAAUGAAAUCCUGACUGUGCACUACCUUUUGAAACAGAUUAAAUUGAUUGAAGUUCAAAGUAAUAGACUUCACAAGAUUUCAGUGGAUGUACAACGGCCUACAGGCUCCUUUAGCAUUGACUUCUUGGGAGGCUUUACAAGCUACUAUGACAACAUCACCAAUGUUGUGGUAAAGCUGGAACCCAGAGAUGGAGCCCAGCAUGCUGUCCUGGCUAACUGUCAUUUUGACUCAGUGGCAAAUUCACCAGGUGCCAGUGAUGAUGCAGUUAGUUGUUCAGUAAUGUUGGAAGUCCUUCGUGUCUUAUCAACAUCUUCAGAAUCCUUACGGCAUGCUGUGGUGUUUCUCUUCAAUGGUGCUGAAGAAAAUGUCUUGCAGGCCAGUCAUGGUUUCAUUACUCAGCACCCCUGGGCCAGCCUGAUUCGUGCUUUUAUUAACCUGGAAGCAGCUGGUGUAGGAGGGAAAGAACUUGUGUUCCAAACAGGUCCUGAAAAUCCUUGGUUGGUUCAAGCUUAUGUAACAGCAGCUAAACACCCUUUUGCAUCUGUGGUGGGUCAGGAGGUUUUUCAGAGUGGAAUCAUUCCUUCAGAUACUGACUUCCGUAUCUUCAGGGAUUUUGGGAACAUUCCAGGAAUAGACUUAGCUUUUAUUGAAAAUGGAUAUAUUUAUCACACCAAGUAUGACACAGCAGACAGAAUUCUAACAGACUCCAUUCAGAGAGCAGGUGAUAACAUUUUAGCAGUUCUUAAAUAUCUAGCUACGUCUGAUAUGCUGGCUACUUCUUCAGAGUAUCAACAUGGAAACAUGGUUUUCUUUGAUGUACUUGGCCUAUUCGUCAUUGCCUACCCAUCUCGUGUUGGCUCAAUAAUAAACUACAUGGUGGCAAUGGCUGUUGUUUUGUACCUGGGCAAAAAAUUUUGGCAACCCAAACAUAACACUGUUAACUACACGAAAGAUUUCUUGUGUGGACUUGGCAUCACUCUCAUUAGCUGGUUCACUAGCCUUGUUAUGGUUCUCAUUAUAGCAGUGUUCAUCUCUCUUAUUGGACAGUCUCUCUCAUGGUAUAACCACUUCUAUGUCUCCGUUUGUCUGUAUGGAACUGCAGCAGUAGCCAAAAUAAUCUUCAUACAUACCCUUGCAAAAAGAUUUUAUUAUGUGAAUGCCAGUGACCAGUAUCUGGGAGAAAUGUUUUUUGACAUCUCAUUGUUUGUGCAUUGUGGUUUUCUCGUAAUGCUCACUUAUCAAGGACUUUGCUCCGCAUUCAUUAGUGCAGUCUGGGUAGCAUUUCCGUUGCUCACAAAGUUUUUCGUGCACAAGGACUUUCAACAACAUGGUGCCCAAGGAAAAUUUAUUGCCUUUUACCUUUUGGGGAUGUUUAUUCCUUAUCUUUAUGCACUAUACCUCAUCUGGGCAGUAUUUGAGAUGUUUACCCCUAUCCUUGGGAGAAGUGGUUCGGAAAUCCCACCUGAUGUUGUGCUGGCAUCCAUUUUGGCUGGUUGUACCAUGAUUCUCUCUUCCUAUUUUAUUAACUUCAUUUACCUUGCCAGAAGCACAAAGAAAACUAUGCUAACUUUAACUUUGGUGUGUGCAGUUACAUUCCUCCUUGUUUGCAGUGGAACUUUUUUUCCGUACAGCUCCAAUCCUGCUAAUCCAAAGCCAAAAAGAGUUUUUCUUCAGCAUAUGACUAGAACAUUUCAUGACUUGGAAGGAAACAUAGUUAAAAGAGACUCUGGAAUAUGGAUUAAUGGGUUUGAUUAUACUGGAAUGUCUCACAUAACACCUCAUGUUCCUGAGAUCAAUGACACCAUCCGGGCUCACUGUGAGGAGAAUGCCCCCCUUUGUGGGUUUCCGUGGUAUCUUCCAGUACACUUUUUGAUCAGGAAAAACUGGUAUCUUCCUGCCCCCGAAGUUUCUCCAAGAAAUCCUGCUUAUUUCAGACUUAUAUCCAAAGAACAGACACAUUGGGAUUCUGUAAGGUUAACAUUUGAAGCAACGGGACCAAGCCAUAUGUCAUUCUACGUUCGACCCCACAAAGGGUCAACACUUUUCCAGUGGUCUCUUGGUAAUGGUACCCCAGUCACAAGCAAAGGAGGUGACUAUUUUGUAUUUUAUUCCCAUGGACUCCAAGCCUCUGCAUGGCAGUUCUGGAUAGAAGUGCAGGUCAUAGAAGAACAGCCUGAAGGAAUGGUUACUGUAGCCAUUGCUGCCCACUAUUUAUCUGGGGAAGACAAGAGAUCCUCUCAGUUAGAUACUCUGAAGGAGAAAUUCCCAGAUUGGACAUUUCCCUCUGCUUGGGUGUGCACCUACAGUCUCUUUGUGUUUUAAUCUUGUGGAUAAGCUCUUAAGUACGUGCCCAAGGGAUACUCAUGUGACAGUUACAUGGAUAUUUGUAACGUAAGUCAAUGAAUUUUAAUGAGCAUAUGUUCAAAAAGCUUUUUGGGUUAACACUCUUUAGGGCCAGCCACUGUAUGGGUUAAAUUGGGAUUGUGAAGUGUGACCUUUUUGACACUCGAAAAUGCCAUUUUCUGGUACUUAAUCACAUGUGGGUAUUGCCAUUACACACAUAAUGUCAUUUUUUAUGACCUUAAGGACAAGAGCCAACAAACCAGUUCCAAUAGCUGCCUCUCUAGGAUCAACAAAAUUUAGACUGUCAGACCAUUAACAAGAUAAAAGUCAUUUCUACUUAAAAUCCAAGAUCAUUUGUUUUAUUAGUAGAGGUGGGUAAAAAUACCGUUCACUAUGGUAAUGACUCCCAUAAGGACUGUGGAAGAAGGGUGGGACUCUGGAAGCCCUAAGUAUUGUAUUUCUUCAGACAGCCUCUAGAGUGUGCUUUGUGUAAAUGUGGAGCCCUGUGCAGAGUUGGCCAAAUAGUCAGAGCUGUUGCCAUGCUACUUUCCUGAGGUGGUUUCCUAUUGUCCUCUGAAACGUGUUCUCUGCCUCCAUCUUAGCAGAUUGAGAAGGGGAACAUUUGCUCAGCUAUAUUUCCCUCUGGGUUUUUAUGGUUCUUUUGGUUCAGAAAAAUUGUGGAAGUAUACAGCCUGAAUAUCCUUCCGCAGAGCACCGAGUUGCCAAUGUGGCUAUUCUGGGGUGCAAGCUGUGGGGAGGAUAGGGAAUGGUGGGUAUUUUACAAAUAUUCUGUUUUGUAGGAGUCUUUUGUUAUACAAGGUUAAUCCUUUAGGAUGAUUUUAUCGAUACACUGGGUCCUUUUUUGUUUUCUAUCCAGUUGCAUAAUUUCCUGAUAACUUACUGUCCUGUGAGACUGGCUUUCCUGAGACUUGAAGUUGUGGCUUACAUGGGACUGAGACUACUAGAACUGUUAGUGUUCAAAUCCUGUAUCACGGCAGCACUAGGCCUUAAAGGUGCUUUUCAUUUUGAAGAUGGAUGGGGGGUGUCUAGCUUGUGAGGUAUAACAAAGCAGCAAUAGAGUGUGGUGAGAUCAUUGGUAAAUAGCACUAAAGUUUUUUUUUUUGUUUGUUUUUGUUUUCAUUAAGACGUAAUAAGUUAGACAAAUUCUGUGUUAGUAAGCACAGGCCAAAACCAGUUGAAAACCAUAGGAAAAAAAAAUUCUCAGGUGAUGCAGGAACAAGAGGAAUGCUUCUUGAAAAGUGGCCCUGAGAUCUGUCUGCAUAGCCAGAACAUACUAAGUGUGCAUCACAAGAGAUAACUUUCUUGAAAUUGCUUGUGUGAUGUGUACAAUGUGCUCUCUUAAAUCAUGCUCCUCAUAUUGCCUAAUUUAUGACUUCCUAAAAACCGUGCCCAUGUAGGUAGCAGGGCUUUGGCCAGAGCUUUCACAUGCAUUAACACUGGAGUCAUUGCUUUUCCUGGAGUUAGUAAAAAUCAUUUUAUCAGACUCAAGUGCUUGAAGUGUCUGGCUCCUGCUGCAUAUGCCUAGUAGUACAUAAGGUUUGCAGGACUUACAGCUUGUAUAGAAUCAUCGUUCAGAGAAAAAGUAACACAAUGAUAGUUUCUCUAUGAAUUUCAAAAUUAAGCAUAUAUUCUGACCCUGUGGUUAAUCUGAAAUAGAUUAUUAGAGAUUAUUUAUAGAAAAAAGUAAAACACCAUGUUGAGAACACUAUGAAAAAUCUGUUCUCUGUGAUUCCCCCGCCCCCACUAUGGGGAAGGCUACUGUUUCUCCUUUCAGUAAUAAUCAUGGUUUGCCUUGGGGUUGUUUCUCUAGGCAAACAAUUGUUUUAUUUAGCAUUAUGAAGCUUUUAUAUUGUGCAAAGCCCAUAACAAGAUGCUCACUUACUCUUACUGCCUGCUUAAUAAUCUGGGAGGUUGUUUAAAUGCCAGAAAUGGUCAAGUAAUUUGUGUUCAGUCCUGUUAGUAAACAUAAUGUAUCAUGUUAGCAACUUCUGGGACUAAUAAACCUGUUAGUUCCACCCCUGCUUUUAUCUGAUCAUUUGAAUAACAUUUCUAAAAGGGUUUUUUAAACUCUAACUGAAGCAUUUUCUACAGAACUUAAAAGUAGCAUAGUAUUGUAACAUUCAGGGAAAGUGUGAAGAAUUGAUUUCAAAGUAGUUCUUAUGUGACCUAAGAAUGAUUGUUGCAUGGUAUUUGUUUCCCCAGUUUAGCAGAUGAAAUUAAACAAGGUAGGAUACUUUAAGAUGUUACCACCAAGGGUUGGGGUGGGGUAGGGUGGGGUGCACAAGCUAGCCUGCUGACUCAGGAAGCUUUUGGAAGAGUGAUUGUUUCUGUCUAUUUCUUUUUGCUGGUUUGCUGACUUGUUGAGGAUUAAUUGUUGCCUUACAAUGUUACUGAAAUAAACUUUUUAACAUACUG
Messenger RNA from Marmota flaviventris (yellow-bellied marmot), 5274 nucleotides. RefSeq names its product endoplasmic reticulum metallopeptidase 1 (gene Ermp1). Gene Ontology annotation, biological process: proteolysis. Gene Ontology annotation, molecular function: metalloexopeptidase activity. The record is from RefSeq and is a predicted model, not a curated record. Lineage: Eukaryota; Metazoa; Chordata; Mammalia; Rodentia; Sciuridae.